Messenger RNA from Sesamum indicum (sesame), 1564 nucleotides. Lineage: Eukaryota; Viridiplantae; Streptophyta; Magnoliopsida; Lamiales; Pedaliaceae. The record is from RefSeq and is a predicted model, not a curated record.
GUGAGGGUUUGCAUGACAGCCAUUGAUGCUGUACAUGCUCGUCAUAUUCCUCGCACCACAAAACCCUAUAUAUGAAUCCUUUUCUUCUUGUUUUACCAUUUGCCCAGAAGGGAAAAACCUUUCAUUUCCCCUCUGCUUUUACUUUUCCUUUCCUCUUUUCUCGGGAUCCGAUCAUUCUUUGACAAUCGGGGGACAAAGUUUUCAGGGUCGGUUCAAUUCCCGAGUAAAAGGCUUUUGCUUUGCUUUUCCUCUCCAGCAGUAAUUUGUUGACUGAUCGAGCUUAGGAGAAAAGGGGGUUUCCUUUACCUUUUCCUGAGUGAAUAUUAGGGUUGGGAUUAAGUCAGAUCCACAAGAACUUUGAUUCAGAGGUGUUAAUUAAACUACAGACAACUGCAAGAACAUGAAUUCGUUUACACAUGUUCCUCCCGGAUUUAGAUUCCACCCGACAGACGAAGAACUGGUCGAUUACUAUCUCCGGAAAAAGAUUGCCUCGAAAAGAAUCGACCUAGACGUCAUCAAAGACAUCGAUCUUUACAAAAUCGAGCCAUGGGAUCUUCAAGAACUUUGCAGGAUAGGGGCUGAGGAGCAGAAUGAGUGGUACUUCUUUAGUCAUAAAGACAAGAAGUAUCCGACCGGAACGCGCACGAAUAGAGCAACGAAAGCGGGAUUCUGGAAAGCCACCGGAAGAGAUAAGGCUAUUUAUCUGAAGCACAGUUUGAUUGGGAUGAGAAAGACUUUGGUGUUUUAUCAAGGUCGAGCCCCCAAUGGACAGAAAUCAGACUGGAUAAUGCACGAGUACCGGCUCGAAUCAAAUGAAAAUGCAGCUCCCCAGGAAGAAGGAUGGGUAGUUUGCAGGGUAUUCAAGAAGAGAAUGGCCACAACAAGAAAAGAGGGCGAGCACGAUUCACCCUAUUGGUACGACGACCAACCCUCCUCCAUGUCGGAUUUCGAUCCAGCGAGGCGUAUAUCCCCACUGUUCGCUUCCUACCCUCCUCACAGUCACACCUGCAAACAAGAGCUCGAGAUGCAAUACAAAAUGCCCAACAAUGUCGAUGCAUUUCUCCAGCUUCCCAAUUUAGAAAGCCCCAAACUACAACAAUCCGGCAGCAGUGUGAUCAGUUGCCACUCCAUCGUCCCUUACCGCUUACAAGACGUCGACUGUAUCCAAGAAAGUGACCAAAUGCACUGUAACACGCUCUACAUCAACGUGAACAACGAGCAAGCAGCAUCGGAUCAAGUCACUGACUGGCGGGUGCUCGACAAAUUUGUGGCCUCUCAGCUCAGCCAAGAUGAUGGUAAUGACUCAAACGAGGGUUGUGUUCAAGUUUCUGAAUCAAUCGGAAUGAUGGAGAAUGAGAUGAAAACAGAACUUACGUCGAUAUCGACCACCACGACUUCCCAAUUCUACCUGUGGAAGUAAGAGACAUGAAGUAGAGAAUAAAAUUGGGUAACUAUAUACUAAUUAAUUAUGAGAUUUAAAUAUAUGGUAAAUUGCAAUUUAUCUAUGUGUAUUAUGCAAACUAGGCAAACAACCCCUUUAUAAAAAAUAACAUAGCAAUUUUUC